CUGCGGCUCAGCGCGGCAGCUUCACUCGGCGUCUCCUCCGGGCUGAACGGCGGCGCAGCGGCGGAGGUCCGGACCGGAUCCGGCGGAGCUCACAGACUCACGGAGCCGCAGCGCAGCGAGCGUCCGGCCGGCCAGCGGAGCGGCACCCCGGCGGAGCGGAGAGAGAGAGCCGCCGGAGCCCCGGUAGGACCGCAGCGACGGGAACAUCAGCAGGAGUGCCGAUGAUGAUGAUGUCGGACAACUUGGAGCAGAGUGAUGACAUCAGCGUCCCGCCCCACCCGGAGGCGGAGCCGCCCAGGGAGGAGGACGCACACUGCCCCCCUCAGUUCAGGCUGCAGCUGAUCGAUGAUCUGUCCUAUGAAGACGUGAAGAAGUGUUACAGAGGAUCAACGGUCAGCAAGUACAACUCUCAGUACCACAAGCUGUUCCAGACCGUGCCCAAGGAGGAGAUCCUCAUGAAAGUGUAUUCCUGUGCGUUGCUGCGGGACAUCCUGCUGCAGGGGCGUCUCUACAUCUCCAGGAACUGGCUGUGUUUCUACGCCAACCUGUUCGGGAAAGACAUCAAGGUGGCCAUCCCCGUGGUGUCGGUCCGGCUGGUGAAGAAGCACAAGACGGCCGGCCUGGUGCCCAACGGCCUCGCCAUCACCAUCGACACGGGACAGAAGUACGUGUUCGUGUCCCUGCUGUCCAGAGACAGCGUUUACGACGUCCUCAGGAGGAUCUGCACUCACCUGCAGGUGAACGGGAAGAGUCUGAGCCUGAAGCAGUACCUGGAGGAGCCCAGCUCGCUGUCCAUGGAUGAGUAUCCGGAGGUGUUGAAGUGGAGGAGGAAGCCGUCUCUCCCUGCCGUCUCCUCCUCCCUGCCGGACCUGCUGGGAAACUCGUCGUCCAGCCUCAGCGCCGACGCGCCCUUCAGCCCACACACACUCGCCGACAGCAGUCUGGAAACAGAGAAGAUCCUGCUGACAGAACCAGUACCAGAACUGGGUCACAUGGAAUACCAGCUGCUGAAACUCUUCAUCCUGCUUGUGUUCCUGCUGGUCCUGUCCUCCUGCUACCUGGCCUUCCGGGUGUGUCGUCUGGAGCAGCAGCUCAGCUUCCUGAGCAGCCAGCCGACUCUGAGAGAGAGGUGCUGUCCCGUGCGGGAGGAGGCCGUCCCACCACUCGCCCUCACAGAGUCACAGCCGCCCGUGCGGGGAGGUGCCCUGCUGGCUGGCCAAUCAGAAGACGGGAACCUGACGCCGGAGCCAAUCAGAGAGAAGCUGAAAGCUGCACUUAACACAGACUUGCCAUUAGGGGGCGGCGGCGAGCGGAGGCGCCUCUCGCCCGCUACAGACGAGAGGAGGCGGCCCAGCUGUCAGCGGCCGGCCUCUGACCCCGCCCCGACCUGGUUACCAUAGAAACGCCAUAGUACUCAACACACAACAAGUAGAGUGGCCUUUGACCCCCGGACGCCCCCCGGGGUGUCGGAGAGGUCACGUAGAGGUCACGUAGAGGUCAGGCGGCAGCGACGCGACGCUGUAACAUAUUCAGAUGUAGAUGUUUGUUUUCACACAGACUGAAGAAAGUGUGUGUGUGUGUGUGUGUGUGUGUGUGUGUGUGUGCGCGCACGUGUGUAUGUGUGUUUAUUGCCUUUGGGACACACCGGAGCCGCUGCGGCGUCCACUUUCCUCCCACAGCGGCCAUUUUGAACUCCCAUCAUACCCGGAGAGGAAAACCGUGACGGCGUGCGUCCACAGGAGCCGUCAUUCCCAUUCACUGUCAAUGGAAGCCGCCGUGCAAUGCAUUCUGGUAGCGCCGCGUCGCAUUUCGAGAGAUGCGGCGCCACGUUUGUGUUUCCUCAUUUGCAUAAAGUUGAGGUUUAGGUUGUCUUAUGCAAAUUAGGCACAACUUCCUAAGUUCCCAAAAGAGCCGCCACGUCGGUCCGGUUUCAAAUCUGGGGGGAGGACGGCCCACCGGUGAGGCGUUCGUCCAAUCAGGUGCAGCGAGGAGGUCGAUCAUCAGCAGUGGCCACGCCCAUCCAUCCAGCCAAACGUGGGAAGCAGCAUCAAACACACGACCCUGUGGACACGAGCCGUCACCUGCCUCAGCCCCGACACACACACACCUUCAGUGGGUCGGGUGACAAACUGGGCGGCCAAUCAGCAUCGCCGUGGGGCGGGGCAAACAUUAUUUAUGCAAAUCAAACUGUCGGAGUGAGAACACUCUUUUCUGAUUGGCCAGCAGCUGUGCGUUAAAACCGUGUGUUGCGCCCGUACUUCGGCUCAAGUCAAACCACCGACCUAAAUUCAUCCGCCACCCGACGCGUAACCAUAGCAACAUUAAAACGCACAGCAGUCAAAGCUUCCUGGUUUUCAGCUGCAGCAGAGAAACUAACAAGCAGGAA
Molecule: messenger RNA, 2386 nt
Organism: Myripristis murdjan (pinecone soldierfish)
Lineage: Eukaryota; Metazoa; Chordata; Actinopteri; Holocentriformes; Holocentridae
Gene: gramd2ab
Product: GRAM domain containing 2Ab
Exons: 12
Coding region: 222-1400 (392 amino acids)
Biological process (GO): regulation of store-operated calcium entry
Cellular component (GO): endoplasmic reticulum membrane; organelle membrane contact site
Molecular function (GO): phosphatidylinositol-4,5-bisphosphate binding
Source: RefSeq, a predicted model, not a curated record